Messenger RNA from Cyanidioschyzon merolae strain 10D, 3588 nucleotides. RefSeq names its product calcium-transporting ATPase, plasma membrane type. The transcript has a single exon. The coding region runs from base 1 to 3588 and encodes 1195 amino acids. The record is from RefSeq and is a predicted model, not a curated record. Gene Ontology annotation, molecular function: ATP hydrolysis activity; P-type calcium transporter activity; ATP binding. Lineage: Eukaryota; Rhodophyta; Bangiophyceae; Cyanidiales; Cyanidiaceae. Gene Ontology annotation, cellular component: intracellular membrane-bounded organelle; membrane. Gene Ontology annotation, biological process: calcium ion transmembrane transport.
AUGGAGCAGUUUGACGUCACCAACGCUGACCUUGAACGCGGCAACGAGAGAGAAGACGAAGCAUUCUUCCGUAUUACGGUGAGCGAGCUUGUGCCGCUCACCAAGCACCGUACGUUGCGCGACUUGGAGGCGCUUGGUGGUGUUACGCAGCUCGCCCGUCGGCUCCGAGUCGACCUGCAGCGAGGUAUCGAUCCAGAGAGCGUUGUGGCUCGCCAGCAGUACUUUGGGGCGAAUCUUCUAAAGUACGCACCUCCACCGAGUUUUCUGCGACUCGUUUUCGCGGCCUGGAACGACGUCACCCUCGUGUUGCUGACUGGUGCCGCGCUGAUCAGUUUGGUGCUGGGCCUGGCGCUGCCGUCAGAACGUACCCGCUACGGAUAUCUGGAUGGGUGUGCUAUCCUCGUGGUUGUUGUACUGGUUGUCUGCCUUGAUGCGACGAUUGCAUUGCAGCGAGAGCGCCGCUUCCGGUCCCUUAAUGCGGUGAAGGACGCGUUCCCCGUAAGAAUCCUCCGCGGAGGCGAAGUGCGUCUUGUGGAUGCCCCUGGGGUUCUCGUUGGCGACCUCAUCAAGCUUUCCGCUGGCGACAAGGUACCCGCGGAUGGGAUCCUUUUACAGGGAACUGAUUUCGCCUGUGAUGAAUCCACCUUGACCGGGGAAAGUGUCCCAGUGUCCAAGACAGGUGCAUUCGAUAGGCCUGCUGCUGCUGCCGCCGCCGCCGCGGCAAGUAAUGCUGCUAAGACGACUGCUACUAUACAGCUGCAUGCAGAUGGCGACGACGUAUCGCCUGCUCCACCAUCGGUACAUGAAGAAGCGGACAUUUUCGUGCUAUCGGGAACCAUCGUUACGAGUGGAUUCGGUACCAUGCUCACUGUUGCAGUGGGCAUGAACUCAGUCUGGGGCCAGCUGUUGACAAGCCUGCGCCCAACGCCACCACAGACGCCACUCCAGGUUCGACUGAACCGUCUCGCCCGCUCCAUCGGUUACAUUGGACUGGGUCUAGCGUUCCUCGUGUUUGGCGUGCUCUUUAUUCGCUGGUUGGUAGAUUCCAUUCGGAGCGGCUCAUGGCCUAUUAUGAAACUCACGGAGAGUAUCACUGCCGCGAUAGCGAUCGCGGUUGUCGCCAUCCCCGAGGGACUCCCGCUUGCCGUCGUGCUGAGUCUGGCCUUUGCCAUGCGUCAAAUGAUGAAAGAGAACAUACUGGUGCGUCGUCUGGAAGCCUGCGAAACGAUGGGCUCUGCAACGCAGCUCAACAUUGACAAAACUGGUACAAUGACUUGGAAUCAGCUCCGAGUAACGGAGGCUGCGCUACCGGCGGGCUCGCUGAGCGAUCUGCUGCAGCGGCGCACCAUUUCACCCAUCUAUCUUCGCUUGUUAGCUAGUUGUAUCGCCAUCAAUAGCCAAGCUGACUUGCGUGAUCAACAGAAUGGCACUGUGGAGUACAUUGGCAACCGCACGGAAUGUGCGCUCUUGGAGCUGCUGCAUCGCAUGGGAAUUUCGUAUCGGGAGCUGCGCGCCGCUUCCUCGCUCCGUCGUGUCUACCUCUUCAACAGCACUCGCAAGCAAAUGUGCAGCAUUGAGCAGCUCGCACCAGACGGUCGUUUGGAACGCUUGCACGUGAAAGGAGCCCCCGAUCAGCUGCUCGAGCGUUGUGUCCUCGAAAUGAAUUGCCGUACCGGAGCAUUGACGCGAAUGAGUUGGUCCAAGCGCAACGCGUACCGCAGUGCGAUGGAAGCUUUUGCGGAGCAGGGACUCAGAAUGCUCCUGGUUGCGUUCUGGGACCAACAGCAACCGGCAGAGACAGGGAACCUCCCGGGUGUGAACGAACCGCCUGAAACGGAAUUGAUUCUGCUGGGCAUUUUCGGAAUGAGCGAUCCGCUACGACCCGAUACCGCCGCGUCGGUGCGGGCACUGCAACAGGCCGGUGUCUUCGUUCGUAUGGUCACUGGAGAUAGUGUGCAAACGGCGACGCAGAUUGCACAGGCGGCAGAGCUGCUAGAGCCGGGAUCCUCCCCAGUGCAGCUGGUAUGGGAUGCGGCCGCAUUUCGCCAACUACCUCGUGCCGUUCAGCAAAAUGUUUCGAUGCGAAUGCGCGUGCUCGCACGUGCAACCCCGGCAGAUAAGCUCGAAUUGGUGCAACUUUUUCGAGCGCUCGAACAAGUCGUGGCGGUAACCGGGGACGGAAGCAACGACGCGCCUGCCCUGCGUGAAGCCGAUAUAGGCUUCGGAAUGGGUGUGUCUGGUACAGAGCUCGCGAAAGAGGCUGCUGAUGUGGUGCUGUUGGACGAUCGACUCGGGUCUAUUGUUGCUGCGGUACUCUGGGGUCGGAAUGUGUUGGAGAACAUUCGCAAAUUUUUACAGUUUCAGCUGACUGUGAAUAUUGUUGCGGUGACGCUCGACCUGUUCAGCGCGUGUGCCGGCAUGACGCUACCGCUGUCCACAGUGCCCCUUCUAUGGGUCAAUGUAGUGAUGGAUUCAUUUGGAGCGCUCGCCCUGGCCACAGAGGCACCACGUAGCGCACUCAUGCAGCAGCCACCACAAGGCCGGAACGCGCCGCUCAUAACGCCCGCCAUGGUGCGGAACAUGCUCGGCAUCGCGCUGUAUCAACUUGCGGUGAUGAUAACGUUGUUAUUCGUGACGGUUCCAUUGUUCCAUAUUCCUUGUUACGCGGUUUCUACGUCUUCGGAUCCUUGCGGUGGUCAGACGCUACAGCGAAAUGGAUUUAUCUUUAACACAUUUGUAUUCCUGCAACUUGUAUCAGAGCUGAACAGUCGACGCAUUGCCGAACGGCAUGUUUUCGAAGGUAUCGGUCGCGCACGUCUCUUCCUAUGCAUUGUUUUCGGUUCCGCUGUCAUACAGGUUGUCCUUGUGGAGGUGCUCGGUCGCACUGCGGUUGGCCAGUCAGUCGGCAUCGUGAAUCUGUCGGGCGCUCAGUGGGGUGCAGGUCUCCUGAUUGCCGGCCUCGAGCUGCCUAUAGGUUUCCUGACUCGCUUGUGCCCAGUCUCAUGGGUUCAUCAACCGGGUCGCCUGUGGCAAGCACUUUGCCACCAGCUCAUGCAACGGAACUUGAGACGCUACCAAGCCGGCACCAACUAUCGGCUGGGCGAUGCUCCAAUGGGCAACGAACCGCAGUCCGCUGCGGCACCAGCGGAUUCGGGUUUUGCACAGAUAACCGCAGCACUACCCACGAUAUCCAAUGCGCAAGAUGAUGCCCACGGUGGCAGCAGUGGAAGUAGUAGGAUGGGAACCAGCGCGGCGACCUCCGUCCAGCUGAAGGAUCGCUGUGCCCAGUCUCGGAGGCGAUUCCGCGUUUUCUGCCAUGCAGCAGUGGCUUUACAGCGAAUGGACCUGUGCGCAUGCACUCGAGAAAGCGCUCGAAUUCAACAGGCAAUCUAUGGGCAAUCUUCUCUCUGGAGCGAGUCUUCGAAGCGCAAUCUACGGAGUCGUCUCUGGGCUGUCGUCGGCAUGUUACGCCUGCUCCGCGUCUCCGUCCCGUCUCCGUAUGAGGCAGAGCGUACCGCGCUAACAUCUGAGUUGUUGGGCGCUCAGCUGAAAAUGAACCCAGUUGCGCUCCAUUCGAAGCAGUCCUAG